CAACGAUGGGUAAGCUAAUCACCGUUGCAAGCUGUUCUCUCAACCAGUGGGCGCUCGACUUCGACGGCAAUACCGAACGCAUCCUUGAGAGUAUACGGCAAGCUAAAGCUGCAGGAGCAAAACUUCGAGUCGGUCCGGAAUUGGAGGUCUGCGGCUAUGGUUGUGCCGAUCACUAUCUUGAAGGCGAUCUCUUCCUCCAUUGCUGGGAAUCGUUAGCCACGAUUAUCAGUAACCCAGAUGUCAAUGACUGCAUCCUGGACAUUGGGAUGCCGGUGAGGCACAACAAUGUUCGCUACAAUUGUCGUGUCAUUGUGCUGAACAGGAAGAUCCUGCUCAUCCGGCCUAAGAUGGCUCUGUGCGAGGAGGGGAACUACUUUGAGAGUCGAUGGUUCACACCCUGGACGCGACAACGUCAAAUCGAGGACUAUCCUCUCGAAGAUGCCAUAAGGAGCAUUACUGGCCAACGAACAGUGCCUUUCGGAGAUGCAGUUCUCACAACCAUCGACACAUCGGUCGCUUGCGAGACUUGUGAAGAGCUGUUCACUCCCGCUGCACCCCACGUUCCAAUGGGACUUAAUGGAGUCGAAAUAUUCACCAAUUCUUCUGGCAGUCACUAUGAGUUGCGUAAGCUUCAGACUCGUGUGUCUCUGAUUCGAGAAGCGACAAGGCAAAACGGUGGCAUAUACGUGUAUAGCAAUCAACGUGGCUGCUCAGGUGAUCGCUUGUACUAUGAUGGUUGUGCGAUGAUCAUCGUCAAUGGCAGACUACUCGCUCAAGGAAGUCAAUUCAGUCUGAAUGACGUUGAGACAAUCACUGCCAACGUCGAUAUUGAGGAUGUAAGAAGCUUUAGAGUCAGCCAUAGUAGAAACUUGCAGGCUGCUCAGGCAGAGCCUUAUCCUCGAAUCCACGCCGAGAUCCGCCUAAGCCACCCCCCACUGGAAGAAACCGGUACUAUUAUUCCUCCAUCGCCUGAUAUUCCAAUUCACUAUCACAGUGCUGCCGAAGAAAUUCAAUAUGCCCCAGCUUUAUGGAUGUGGGACUAUCUUAGAAGAUCGAGGACUGCCGGAUAUUUCCUUGCUUUAAGUGGUGGUGUCGAUUCAUGCAGUACAGCUGUCCUAGUCUGGUCCAUGUGCCGCCUUGUCUAUGAUGCCAUCACGUCGCCAAAGACCUUGCCACACACUCGCGAACUCGUCCUCUCCGAUUGCCGUAGAGUCUGCGCCCAAGAAGACGACUGGACACCCUCGAGUCCUCAAGAGAUAUGCAGUUUCAUCUUCCAUACCACCUACAUGGGUUCCAAAAACAGCUCCAGAGAAACCCGCACUCGUGCCGCCGAUCUUGCCAGGGCGAUCGGAGCGUACCAUCUCGACCUGAGUAUCGAUACCGUUGUUUCCGCACUCACCACCCUGUUCACCACCGUGACCGGUUUUGCUCCCUCCUUCACCUCAUCCAACGCUGCUGAAGGUCUCGCGCUACAGAAUAUCCAAGCCAGAAUACGCAUGGUCAUCGCGUACUUUUUCGCGCAACUUCUACCGAGCGUCCGCAAACGGAAGGGCAACGGUGGUCUCUUGGUCCUCGGCUCGGCCAACGUCGAUGAACAACUCCGUGGUUACCUGACCAAAUAUGAUUGCUCGUCAGCCGACAUCAACCCGAUCGGCGGCAUCUCCAAAGUUGACCUGCGCAUGUUCCUCGCGCACGCCCGCGACGAGCUCGAGCUCCCACUCCUCCAGUCCUUCCUCGACGCGACGCCUACGGCUGAACUCAUCCCGACCACGAACGCCGACUCCCACACGCAAUCCGAUGAGGUGGAAAUGGGCAUGACAUACGCGGAGCUCAGCGUGAUGGGUCGACUGCGGAAGAUCCACCGUCUCGGUCCGUGGGGCGUGUUCGAGAAGCUCCUGCCGCUCUGGACCGCGCCCCCGCCGGACCCCGAGACCAUUGCGACCGAAGACCACGGUGCUCAUUCCGACCCGCAGUACGUGCACAGCGUCGCGCACGGCGAGAGCAUGACCCCGCGUUCCGUCUACGAGAAGGUGCGUCGGUUCUUCUACUACUACGCCAUCAACCGGCACAAGCAGACGACGCUCACGCCAGGGUUGCACAUGGAACAGUACAGCCCGGACGACCACAGGUACGACAUGAGACCGUUCUUGUACCCCUCUUUCACGGCGCAAUAUAGAAAGAUGGAAGGCGCGGUGAAGGCGCUAGAGGAGCGGGAAGAGAAGAACCAAGAGGCCAAAGCUGGCGUCAACGGGGCUUGAACCCUAGGGUGUAGAUCAGGAUAGAACCCAGCGAGGAUGUCAACUUCAGAUUUACGACAAGGACGGUAAAUAACGACCAAACUCCUCCUUACCAAGGUGGUUACUCAGUCGUGUGCGUUUUGCAAAGGUACCUCUACGAGUGAUUCAGUGAGAAGAGAGACUCGAUAUUGUAACUGCCUCCGAAAAAAAU
Exophiala oligosperma is the source of this 2448-nucleotide messenger RNA. Its product is annotated as NAD+ synthetase. The record is from RefSeq and is a predicted model, not a curated record. Gene Ontology annotation, cellular component: cytoplasm. NCBI's taxonomy places the organism in Eukaryota, Fungi, Ascomycota, Eurotiomycetes, Chaetothyriales, Herpotrichiellaceae. The coding region runs from base 6 to 2258 and encodes 750 amino acids. Gene Ontology annotation, biological process: NAD+ biosynthetic process. The transcript is spliced from 7 exons. Gene Ontology annotation, molecular function: ATP binding; NAD+ synthase (glutamine-hydrolyzing) activity; glutaminase activity.